AUGACGACGAUUUCUCCGCAAUUUCUAGUCUUUGAUAGCAAAACGGGGCCUAAGAGUGAAGAAGGGCGGACGAUCUACUGCUCGUCUAAAGACUCUAAAGUCGAAUGGCCACCGUCCGUUCGAAGAGGAAGACCGAGGAAAGGCGGGUCCUCGUUGAAGUCCCAGGCUGAAAGAUCUCCAAAGCAGCGCUAUGAAUUCGUAGACUGUUCGGACAGAAAACGGCCCAAUGACGCUUUUACUCGAAAGCUCGUCCGGACUCAUGUUAUGCACGACCAUCGACGGCAGAAGCGUGGACUUCAAGAUCUGGAAACCUCAAAUCGCGACCAUGACCUAGAACCAGUUGUUGAACUGGAAAGUCAAGAUGAUAACGCAGAACAAAUCCUCGAACUCGCCUACCCCCCUUUCCUAACCCCCGAACGCUGGAGCCGCGACCCCUUCGACAGCUUUCCCCUGAAAAUGCAACCACACAUGCACGAACUCCUCUACCUCUACGUCUCCGCCGCAUCACCCUAUCUCUACCCCAUCGAAGCCCACUACGGCCUCAACCCAACAUCCACCCACUGGGUACCCCUCGCCCUCACCGACCCGGCCCUGCUGAGCUCGCUCCUCUUCUCCAGCGAGCAGUUUUCGGCAAAAGUGCAUGGUCGGCUAGUGCCAUCCUCCGCCCUUAGCCACCUAACGCAAGCGGUUCGGAUCUUGAAUGAACGGCUGCAGAGUCUUGUGGAGGAGAUUGGAGAUUCGACGAUUGCGGCUGUGGCUGGCUUAGCCUUGACGGAACAAGCAAGCGGUCGACAGGAGAACUGGCGCAUCCACAUGAAGGGGAUAGAGCGGAUGGUCGAGAUGCGGGGGGGCUUGGUGGCUUUCGAGGGCAGGCCGAUCUUUCAGGACAAGCUUUGCCGUGCAGACAUCUGCGGCUCCGUAUACUCUCUUUCGCGGCCCUACCUCCAGCUUGCAACUAGCAAAGCACAGCCGCGCAUCCUCUCCAGCUACGCCAAACCCGAGCGGGUCCUCCUUCCCGGAUUCCAGGCCGUCCACAAUGCGUACGGACUCGACGCCGAUCUUCUCGACAUCCUCUACGACACACGCAGCGUGACUGGGCACUUCAACGUCACGGACCCCACAAACUCAGACACUAAGCCCUCCCAUCUCCGCUCCCAAAUUCGCUCAAUCCAAUACCGCCUUCUCUCCUCUAACAUCAGCGGAUCAGAACAUCACUUACUCAAAGCCUGUCGUCUAGGCAUCUUACUCUACACCGGCGUCAUCCAGAACGAGUUCUGGGCGUCGCCGGUAAGCGCGCAGUUCAUGCAGCAAGUGCGAAGCUGUCUCGGACGAGACGGGGGUUUUGAUAGUGCGGCGACGCGUGCAGUGAGGCUGUGGCUGCUUUUUCUCGCGGGGGCUGCCGUUAGUGAGCCGAGUGAGAGAAGAUGGGUUGUGGGGAGUAUGGUGGACGUUAUUGAGGAGUUGAAGCUAACAAGUUGGGGGCAGGUUAGGGGGGUCUUGGAGAACUGUGCUUGGGUUGGGAAGGUCAUGGAUAGGGGGGGCGAAGAGCUGUGGGGAGAGCUUGGGAGGUUGUGA
Mytilinidion resinicola is the source of this 1575-nucleotide messenger RNA. RefSeq lists its product as uncharacterized. The record is from RefSeq and is a predicted model, not a curated record. The coding region runs from base 1 to 1575 and encodes 524 amino acids. NCBI's taxonomy places the organism in Eukaryota, Fungi, Ascomycota, Dothideomycetes, Mytilinidiales, Mytilinidiaceae. The transcript is spliced from 4 exons.